GGGGCGGGCCCGCGGCGCCGCGCCGGAGGAGGAAGUGGUGGGGUUGUUGCUCCCUCUGCGCCCGCUGCUGGCUCCCGGGGCGCGGAGUGGGGCCACAGUCGCCGCCGCUGCGUCGCGCUCUCCAGCUGUUACCCUCCAUGUGCCCGGGCUCCGUCGCUCCCCUUCCUCAGGCCGCCGCUUACCCCGGGGUCUAUGGAAGUAAUGGAAGGACCCCUCAACCUGGCUCAUCAACAGAGCAGACGAGCAGAUCGUUUAUUAGCUGCAGGGAAAUACGAAGAGGCUAUAUCUUGUCACAAAAAGGCUGCAGCGUAUCUUUCUGAAGCUAUGAAGCUGACACAGUCUGAGCAGGCUCAUUUGUCACUGGAACUGCAGAGGGAUAGCCACCUGAAACAGCUCCUCCUCAUCCAGGAGAGAUGGAAGAGGGCAACGCGGGGGGAAAGAUGGAAAGCCCAGCAGGGCACAGACAGGGAUGCUGCUGCCGAGCUUCAGGCAUCUCACAGACCCUCUGCUGAGGAUGCAGACAGCCGGAGCCCCCUGCUCUCUCAGAAUUAUAGCCCUUCCACAGAGAAACACUUGCCUGAAAUUCAGGGGGUCUUUGACAGGGAUCCAGACACACUACUAUUUUUACUUCAGCAGAAGAGCGAGCCAACAGAGCUGUGCAUUGGAAGCAAAGCCCCAAAAGAUGAUAAAACAAUUAUAGAGGAGCAGGCAACCAAAAUUGCAGAUUUGAAGAGGCAUGUGGAAUUCCUCGUGUCUGAGAAUGAAAGAUUAAGGAGAGAAAAUAAACAGCUAAAGGCUGAAAAGGCCAGACUUCUAAAAGGCCCGAUAGAAAAGGAGCUUGAUGUAGAUGCUGAUUUUGUAGAAAAGUCAGAGUUAUGGAGCUUGCCACCACAUGCAGAAACUGCUACAGCCUCUUCAACCUGGCAGAGGUUUGCAUCAAAUACUGGGAAAGCCAAGGAUAUUCCAAUACCCAAUCUUCCUCCCUUGGAUUUUCCAUCUCCAGAACUUCCCCUCAUGGAACUCUCUGAAGAUAUUCUGAAAGGACUUAUGAAUAAUUAAAAUGGAAGGCCAUAGAAGAGGUGAAAAAGAGAAAAUAAUACGGUAAUACAGUUAAUCCAGCAAAAAAAAAAAAAAAAAAAAAAAAAGGGAAAACCACAUGCAAGGGUAUCCCGGAGAUGCUGCAUCCAGCAUCCUGCGGAGAAGAGGCAUUGACAAGACUCGGAAACAGUCACUGUGAAGUAUGUCGCGCAUCGGAUUUACUGACUCGAGCUAAUGAUUCCAGACUUGGCAGAUACUAAACUCUUGGAGGUUCACUUUCUCCUGAUACAAACCAAAUGGCUACCUGGAAUAAUUUUUUUCAAGCAACAAUUAUUUUUCUUCAGGGUUAAAAUGUAUAAAAGUAUGUUAUGUGUAAUUAAUCUAUAAUGCCAUAAAUGAUAAUGCAAAACCUAAAUAAUAACGGUUGCCUGAGGGGCUACCUUGUAUUUGAAACAUGCUUUCUGUUCAUGCAUUGACUGUAUGCAUCUUGUUAUGCACAUUUCCUUUGUUUAAUAAGGUGUGUAAGACACACCUUUCUAGAAGAAACUGUGUGCCACACUUUGCACUACUCGUAACAUAAUGAUAACCUCAAGACUAUCAGGAGAAAUAUUUAAAUUUCCAUUUUAUGAAGAAAGGAACCAAAUUAUUAGUUAUGCUUUUUUUAAAAAUUACCAGUUUACAUAAUUAAUCAGGGUGCAUUUUAAGUUCUAACUUUUUUUGUUUAUUGUAUAAUGCAUCAUUUGAAAAUACCAAGGAAAUAUCCUUUUGUUUUUAAUGAUGCAUGAGUGGAAGUAAUGCUGGUUGGCAGUAUUGAUUGUAAGAAAUCAAUAAAGUAAUUGUAUUUUA
Balaenoptera acutorostrata (minke whale) is the source of this 1884-nucleotide messenger RNA. RefSeq names its product nuclear receptor binding factor 2 (gene NRBF2). NCBI's taxonomy places the organism in Eukaryota, Metazoa, Chordata, Mammalia, Artiodactyla, Balaenopteridae. The record is from RefSeq and is a predicted model, not a curated record. Bases 193 to 1059 code for a protein of 288 amino acids. Gene Ontology annotation, biological process: autophagy. The transcript is spliced from 4 exons.